UCGCCCUUGCUCGUCCGCUCCUGCAGCGGCCUUGGCAGUGGGCUCCUGGGGUCGCGCUCUCCCUGCUCCGGCCGCGUCUCGGGAAUGCGCGGCCGCGCCGCGGGGCAGAGCGUCAGCCUGUGCCGGGUCCCGACCCUCGACUGCAAGCCGCCAGCUCGGCCGCCCGGCUCCUGGCGCUGCCGGCGCUGCACCGCCGCCUCUCAUCCCCAGGGUCGUCGCCGCUGCGCCCCGGGAGCGCUGACUGCCCUGGGCCGCUGCCGAGCUCUGGCAGGGCGGAGCCAAGAUGUCCCCGGAGUCGAAAAAGCUCUUCAACAUCGUCAUCCUAGGAGUCGCUUUUAUGUUUAUUUUCACCGCCUUUCAAACAUGCGGCAACGUGGCGCAAACUGUCAUCAGGAGCUUAAAUAGCACGGAUUUUCACGGCAGUGGAUAUACCAGCAUGGCAAUUAUUUAUGGAGUGUUCUCUGCUUCAAAUCUGAUUACGCCAUCAGUGGUUGCCAUUGUAGGACCUCAGCUCUCUAUGUUUGCCAGUGGUUUAUUUUACAGCAUGUACAUUGCCGUUUUUAUCCAGCCUUUCCCCUGGUCCUUCUACACUGCAUCUGUUUUCAUUGGAAUUGCAGCUGCUGUACUUUGGACAGCACAAGGAAACUGCCUGACAAUAAAUUCAGAUGAGCACACUAUCGGGAGAAACAGUGGAAUUUUCUGGGCACUCCUACAAUUUAGCUUGUUCUUUGGAAAUCUCUACAUAUAUUUUGCCUGGCAAGGGAAAACUCAAAUAUCAGAGAGUGACCGAAGAACAGUGUUUAUUGCUCUGACAGUGAUCAGCCUUGUGGGGACAGUUCUAUUCUUUCUCAUUCGGAAACCAGAUUCUGAAAAUGUCCUUGGAGAAGAUGAAUCUUCUGAUGACCAAGACAUGGAAAUCAAUGAGUCUGCCCAGAACAAUAUGACAAAGGCAGUAGAUGCAUUUAAGAAGUCUCUCAGGUUGUGUGUCACCAAGGAGAUGAUCCUCCUCAGCAUCACCACUGCUUACACAGGUCUGGAAUUGACUUUCUUCUCCGGGGUUUAUGGGACCUGCAUUGGUGCUGUAAAUAGGUUUGGAACAGAAGAGAAAAGCCUCAUUGGACUUUCUGGAAUUUUCAUCGGUAUUGGGGAAAUUUUAGGUGGAAGCCUCUUUGGCCUGCUGAGCAAGAAUAAUCGUUUUGGUAGAAACCCAGUUGUGCUGCUGGGCACCCUGGUGCACUUUGUGGCUUUUUAUUUAAUAUUUCUUAACAUGCCUGGAGAUGCUCCCAUCGCCCCUGUGGAGGGAACAAACAGCAGUGCUUACAUCAGGUCCAGCAAAGAAGUCGCCAUUCUCUGCAGUUUUCUGUUGGGUCUUGGGGACAGCUGCUUCAACACCCAGCUGCUUAGCAUCUUAGGCUUUCUCUAUUCUGAAGACAGUGCGCCGGCCUUUGCCGUCUUUAAGUUUGUUCAGUCCAUCUGCGCAGCUGUGGCAUUUUUCUACAGCAACUACCUUCUCCUUCACUGGCAGCUCCUGGUCAUGGUGGUAUUUGGGUUUUUUGGAACUAUUUCAUUCUUCACUGUGGAAUGGGAUGCUGCUGCCAUUGUGGCCCGGGGCUCCGACUACCGAAGUAUCUAACAAGGUACCAGUGAGGGCCCGCACAGCUGCUGCCCCGGAGCACAGUGAAGAAGUCUGUUGUCUUCACAGUCCGGUGGAUGUCGUCGAGUAUGGAGAAUCACAGAGUUAAGACUUAACCAGCCAGAGCUGGUGUUAAAGUUUACAGAUAUUAGUUAUUUAAAACCAGUGGAAUAAGGGAAAUCUAUCAAUUAUAACUGUUCAAAGGUACUGUUUUCAAUUUAUCUCAAGUUCCUUACAGUCACGUUACAGAGUGUGGAUGUUUUUUUCUUCCUACUCUCAUUGACAGCUUCUGCCUUGAUUGAGAGUUCCAGGCCGUGUGUCAUAGCAGGGUUCUUGCUGGGUGUCGGGGGUGUCUUACUACAUAGUAACAGAAGCAUACGCCUCUCCACACGUGCAUCUGGAAUGACAUGCAGAUAGCGACGUGCUGACAUUUAGUCUAACUUUGAAAAGGUUUUUUCCUCCUUGAAUGUUUUAUUAGGUAGGUUUUCUUACCUCAGUUCGUACCAAGCUGUGGCCAAUUAAGUAUUAUAAAAUGAAGAAAAAUUAUCUUGAGUCUUAAAACAAGAAUGUAACAUCACAGCAAACAAAAAUGUGUUUAGAAAAGUAAACACAUUCACUAGGCGAGGACUUUUGAUAGUAAUUUUCCUGAAAGAUACAAUGCAAGGAAAAAAAAAAACUAGCGCGGUCUGAGCUGUGGGCAGGGUGUCGUCACUUAAGUGUAAUCUUCCAGCAGAUGCCAUUCAGUCACACGUCUGGGAGUGGAAUGUGACUGGGGAAACGGUUAAGUGGAAAUGUUAACUUUCCUCCAUAAGAACUCAUUUAAAAUUUUUAUAAUUGAGAUGUAAUUCAGAAACCAUAAAAUUCAUCAUUUUAAAAUGUGAAAUUUAAUGUGCUUUUUAAAAAAGUAUAUUUGAUAACCAUUACCAUUAUGGAGGAUACUUUCCUCACCCCCAAGAGGAGCUCCCCACCUGUCAGCAGGCUCUCCCCUUCUCUGUGUGGGAGCCACCAAUGUGCUUCUGUCUGCACUCUGGACACUUCAUGCAGGUGGGAGAGCUCACUUUAAAUGUGACACCUGUACAAAUGAAGAGAUGUAAGUCAGCCCAGAGGACAUACAAUACCUUGUUUUCCAUUAUUUUUUUUUAAACCUGCCAGAAAUUAAGAAAUUUUAUCGUUGGCCUGAAAAUCUGAAGAAAUUUCGGGUGUUUGGUGACAACAGCAGGGAGUCAGAAAACCCUGCAUUUAGGUAACUCCAGAGCGAAAUCCCCUGUGUGGCGAGCUAAGCUCUCUGGUUCCAGGCUGUGAGGUCCUGGUUUUCUUGCAGUGGAGCUAACCUCGAUUGGCUUAGUUGACCCCAUGUAAAAACGGUUUGUGAAUGCUCUUUACACGUAACACAAAUGAUCUGUUUUCUUUCUAAGCUCAUUAUUAUUUAUUUCAGUUUUGCUGAUGCAGUAUAAUAAAUGACCCCAACACUUAGGUGCGUACAGUGACACACACCUGUUAUCUCAUAGUUCAUGAGUCUGUGGGGCUGAGCUCCUGGGGUCCUCGGGUGCCCUGGCCUUGGAGGUCUGGAUGUUUCCUGGCCCCGUGGGGAGGACCCCUCGGCUCACCUGGGCAUGCCAGCAGGAGCUGGUUCCUCACUGCCUGCUGGACUCGGGUCUCCUGGUUUCCUGUGGCUGUCAGCUGAGGCCCUCUCUGUCCCUUAUGUGGAGCUGUCUGUAAGGUAGUUCCCAGCGUGGUAGUCACCUUUACUAGAGAGGACAAGAGGAGCCAGAGUGGGAGACGGAAGUCACGCUCUCUGUAGCUCAGUCUGGAAGACAACUGCCCGUGGCUUCUGCAUUCCUCUGGCGUGGCCAGCCCAAGCCCGUGCCCGGGGAGAGACUCGGUGGGCCAGGCUGUUGGUCACACUGAGGCAUUCCCAAGCCCCUCUUCUCCCAGGUUCUUGCCCUCUUGGCUCAUAGUGGAUCUUAAAACUGCUGGCAGAAGGAGGUCGAGCAGCCUGUCGGUGGUACAUCGUAACCCAGGGGAGUCGGGCUCACUGUUCCUCAGGUCCCUGAGGCGGCUGCCCAGGUGGCGAGAUGGGCGCCCACUCCCAGCAGCUCCCUGCCGUGUGCUGCCCUGCUCACUUCGAGUUCUGUGUUCAGAUUUUGUUGUUUGUUUGUUUUGGGGGCUUGUUCUCAGCAUUAAUUAAGUUACUUAAAAAUGAAAUGUGAUAAUGAAAUAAAGAAUUGAUUUUUUUUAG
Molecule: messenger RNA, 3872 nt
Organism: Sciurus carolinensis (gray squirrel)
Lineage: Eukaryota; Metazoa; Chordata; Mammalia; Rodentia; Sciuridae
Gene: Mfsd11
Product: major facilitator superfamily domain containing 11
Exons: 13
Coding region: 284-1633 (449 amino acids)
Source: RefSeq, a predicted model, not a curated record